Rotaria sordida is the source of this 971-nucleotide messenger RNA. The record is from the annotation of a GenBank genome assembly. NCBI's taxonomy places the organism in Eukaryota, Metazoa, Rotifera, Eurotatoria, Philodinida, Philodinidae.
AUGACUAGUGUAGAGGCAUUUGUUGAAAAAUGUCGAGAAUUAAUUGAACUUGAACGUGAAGAAGAAAUAAAACAAUCAACAGAAGCAUUGAAAGGUCAAUCAAUAAAACGUCUUGCUGAACGAGGAUUAUGUCUAACACGUCUUCGUUUUCAAUAUACAUAUACAGGUCUAUAUGGUCGAACAAUUCUUGUUUUCGAAGGCGAAUCUCUUUCACGUGUUCAAACAUUUGGACCAGGUGAUAUUGCUGCUAUUUAUCAACAAGGACAUUCAAUUGAUGAACAAACUUCAUUAGCUCAUGGUCUUAUAUUUCGUUUAACAGCAAAUACAAUACAUAUAGCUAUUGAAGAAAAUGAUAAUGAACAAUUUAAUUUGUUAGGUGAUACUUGUCUUUUUAUGAUUAUUAAAAUGGCUAAUGAUGUGACCUAUCGACGAUUAAGACAUGGUCUUACAUUAAUGGUAAAACAACGUCAAGGAAUCGCCCAUCAUUUACUUGAUAUUGCAUUUGAUAAUGCUGAUCCAAUUCCAUCAAAUUUUCCUGAGAGGACUGGUCCAUCACAAUGGUUUAAUGAGAAUCUCGAUCAAUCUCAACGAGAAGCCGUUAAUUUCGCAUUAGCUUCACGUGAUAUAUCCAUCAUUCAUGGACCACCGGGCACUGGUAAAACAACAACAAUUGUUGAAUAUAUAUUACAAGAAGCAUUAAAACGUGAUGCAAAAAUUCUUUGUUGUGCAUCAUCAAAUAUAGCUGUUGAUAAUCUUGUUGAACGUCUCGGAAGAAAAAAACAAUUGAAACUUAUUCGUCUUGGUCAUCCAGCACGUUUACUUGAAUCAAUACAAUGUUUUUCAUUAGAAUCAAUUGUUAUGGAAAAUUAUCAAGAUGUUAAAAAUGCUAUACGUGAAGAUUUAAAUCAAUGUUUUGUAAGAUUCAAUUUUUCUUUUAUUGAUUUUUCUUUAAUUUGUUAUUUUUUAUUCAA